Molecule: messenger RNA, 4410 nt
Organism: Mya arenaria
Lineage: Eukaryota; Metazoa; Mollusca; Bivalvia; Myida; Myidae
Product: structural maintenance of chromosomes protein 3-like
Exons: 31
Coding region: 139-3759 (1206 amino acids)
Biological process (GO): mitotic sister chromatid cohesion
Cellular component (GO): chromosome
Molecular function (GO): protein binding; ATP binding; double-stranded DNA binding
Source: RefSeq, a predicted model, not a curated record
UAAAUUAAUCAACGGCUUAAGCGAUGAUGCUUGCCGCCAUUUUAAUUUAUGAAAAUUUGUAAACAUUGCAAACUAUGGUGAAUUUCACGUAAAUAACAUUGCGUUGGUUAAUGGAAAGUUGAAGACACCUUACUCAAGAUGUAUAUUAAACAGGUGAUCAUACAGGGCUUUCGGAGUUAUCGUGAGCAAACAGUUGUAGAGCCAUUCAGCAGCAAACAUAAUGUUAUUGUUGGAAGAAAUGGAUCGGGAAAGAGUAAUUUCUUUUAUGCGAUCCAGUUUGUUUUAUCUGAUGAGUUCAGUCACCUGAGACCAGAGCAGCGUCAGGCGUUAUUACACGAGGGCACAGGUCCCAGGGUCAUAUCUGCCUUUGUGGAAGUCAUAUUUGACAACUCAGACAACAGAAUUCCGAUUGACAAAGAUGAAGUGGUUUUGCGACGAGUCAUUGGCUCGAAGAAAGAUCAGUACUUCUUGGAUAAGAAGAUGGUCACGAAAGGCGAUGUGAUGAAUUUACUGGAGAGUGCAGGUUUCUCCAGGAGUAACCCAUAUUACAUUGUGAAACAGGGAAAGAUAAACCAGAUGGCGACAGCCCCGGACUCCCAGCGCCUGAAACUUCUACGAGAAGUGGCCGGCACGAAAGUUUAUGAUGAACGCAAAGAGGAAAGUAAAGACAUCCUCAGAGAAACAGAGGGAAAGCGUGAGAAGAUCAAUGACCUUUUGAAGUACAUUGAGGAGCGGCUGAUGACCUUGGAGAAUGAGAAGGAGGAGCUCAAGGAGUACCAGAAGUGGGACAAGAUGAGGAGGUCCUUGGAAUACACGAUACAUGACCAUGAGCUGCGGGACACAAAAAAGAAACUAGACGAGCUACAAGAUAAGAGAGACAACUCUGGCGCCCAGUCACAGAGGUACCGGGACCUAGCCCAGGCUGCAAAUGAUAAAGUCAAGGCAAUUAACAAAGACCUCCGUGAGCUGAAGACGCGAAUGCAGACAGUGUUUGAUGAGAAAGAACAGCUACAGUCAGAGAAUCAGGAGCUCACGAAACAGAAGGCAAAGCUUGAACUCACCAUAAAGGACAUACAGGAUGAUCUAGAGGGGGACAAGAAAGCCAAGAAAAAGUCUGACGCUGAGUUAAGUAAGGUAGAUGAGAAGAUCGGGCGCACCCAGAAAUCACUCGAGUCCAUUACCCCCCAAUAUGAGGCUCUCAGAGAUCGAGAAGAGGAAUGUACACAACAGUUGGCAACAGCAGAGCAGCGUCGUAAGGAGCUGUAUGCAAAGCAGGGUCGGGGGAACCAGUUUCGGUCACGGGAGGAGCGCGAUUCUUGGAUCAAGAAUGAACUUAAGUCACUCAACAAGGCCAUAAAAGACAAGGAAGAACAGAUCCGUAAAUUGACAGAGGACACCGGUCAGGAAGAGAAGCGCCGUGAGAUGUUGGAGACGAAAAUCACUGAGGUGAACCAGAAAGUGGAGCAGCACAAGGAAAUCAUUGAGACAAACAAUAAGUCAUACAACGAGAUGAAGAGCAACAAAGAUGAGCUGCAGAAUGAACGCAGUUCCCUGUGGAGAGAGGAGAAUCAUCUACAGCAAAAUCUUGUGUCUCUAAGGGAUGAGUUGAGCAAGAAAGAGCAGGCACUACGCUCAAUGACUGGCAAGGCUACCUUGAACGGUAUCAAUAGUGUACAGAAGGUCCUGCAGUCAUUCCGAGACCGUAACAUUCACCUUGACCUCAUCGAAGGCUACUACGGCACUCUUAUAGGGAUGUUCGAAUGUGACAAGACUUUCUUCACAUGCGUGGAGGUCACUGCUGGGGGAAGGAUGUUUCAUCAUGUUGUGGACAGUGACAGGACGGGUACGGCCAUUCUUCAGGAAAUGAACCGAAUGAAACUCCCCGGGGAGGUCACCUUUAUGCCCCUUAAUCGGCUAGAUAACCGGGACACCAGAUAUCCCGAGACAAAUGAUGCCAUACCAAUGAUCAGUAAGCUGCGCUUCGAAGAUAAGUACAGCCCCGCACUGAAGCAUGUGUUCUCUAAAACCCUGAUCUGCCGCAGCAUGGAAGUGGCCACACAAAUUGCCCGGACACAGAACCUUGACUGCAUCACACUUGAUGGUGACCAGGUGUCAAGGCGCGGAGCCCUGACCGGUGGAUACUAUGACAACCGAAGGUCGCGUCUUGACCUUCACAAGUCGAAGGAGGAGUAUGCAGAGAAAGUCAACACCAUGGAGUCGCAGUAUAAUGAACACAAGACAAAGCUGGAGGAAAUUGAGGGACAGAUCAACAACCUUGUGUCAGAGAUGCAGCGUAUGGAGACUCGGAAUAGUAAGAACCGUGACAACUAUGAGAAGAUGAAGGCCGAUGUCAGGCUCAUGACCGAGGAACUCAAGAACCUCCAGAAAGGCCAGCCUGGCAAAGGUCGGAGUGUGUCCAACUUCCACAGUAGCCUUGAGGCAAUGCAGGCGACUGCCAUGUCACUUAAAGAAGAGCUGGGCACCGAUCUCCUGUCCCAGCUGAAUGUGGAAGACCAAGGCGAGAUGGACAAACUCAAUGACCAGAUCAAAAACCUCACGCAGCAGAACAAGGACUCUCUCAAGGAGAGAAUCAGACUUGAAGGUGAGAAGAACAAGCUGGAGAAUCUGUUGUACAACAAUCUGAUGAAGAACCGAGAGCGGAUAUUGUCGGACAUGCAGGAGGAGGAUGUCCAGACGAGGCAGAGCAAACUGGAAAACUCCAACACCAGUCUCGAUAAAGUGGACACCAGGCUUAAUGAGAUCAAAACACAGAUGAAGGACCUGGAUGAUGGUUUGGAGAAAUUGAACAAGGAACAGAAAGAGCUUCAAAACAAUAUUGAACACUGGAAAGGUCAAGAAAAAGAUAUCCAGGAAAAGUUAGGUGAUGACUCCAAAGAGCUGGAAAAGAUGACUAACAAACAAUCGGUGCUACUCAGAAAGAAAGAUGAAUGUAUGAAGAAGAUUCGAGAACUUGGCUCUUUACCAAGCGAUGCCUUUGAAAAAUACCAGAAUCUCAAUUCUAAACAGUUGUUUAAGAAGUUAGACCAGUGUAAUGGAGAGUUGAAGAAAUACAGCCACGUGAACAAGAAAGCCCUUGACCAGUUUGUUAACUUCACAGAACAAAAGUCAAAACUCAUCAAGCGAAAGGAGGAACUCGACAGAGCUCAUACAUCUAUCAUUGAUCUCAUGAAUGCCCUGGAUCACAGGAAAUAUGAAGCAAUUCAACUUACAUUUAAACAGGUGUCAAAGUACUUCAGCGAGAUAUUCAAGAAGCUGGCACCGGAUGGCCACGCUCAGUUGGUCAUGAAAAAAGGGGACACAGAUCCAGGGGGAGAGGAUGAUGAAGGGAACCAGUCACAGGAAGUGCCAUUGGUGGAACAGUUCACUGGGGUUGGAAUUAGGGUUUCGUUCACUGGUAACCGUGCGGAGAUGCGAGAUAUGCAGCAGUUGUCCGGGGGUCAGAAAUCCCUCGUAGCCCUCACCUUGAUCUUUGCCAUCCAGAAGUGUGACCCCGCCCCUUUCUACCUGUUUGAUGAGAUUGAUCAGGCCCUGGAUGCACAGCAUAGGAAGGCUGUGGCAGAUAUGAUUCACGAGCUCUCUAAGGAUGCCCAGUUCAUCACGACCACAUUCAGACCUGAGUUACUGGAACAUGCCGACAAGUUCUAUGGUGUCAAGUUCAGAAACAAGGUCAGCCAUAUUGAUUGUGUGAGUUACGAGGAGGCUCAAGACUUUGUUGAAGAUGAUACCACACAUGGUUAAGAUACAGUGACAGUGACAUUUAUUGGAUUCAAGAUAGUGACUGUCAGAGUAUGUGGCAGAAGGAGUUGAAGUAUUUUAUCAGAUUUUAAAUCAGAGGAUUCAGUGUUUUAAUGUUGUUCAGUUAUGAGGAGAGAUAGACUUUGCCCUGAAAAUGUGGUAAGAUGACUAAUGAAAUCAAACAAAUCACUGUGUAAAUUAUUGAUAUAGAAAAAGACCAAAAGAAUUUGAUGAAUAAGUUGAAACAAUAUAAAAACUAUCAUGUGGGAAGGUAAAUUUAAAUGAAUCAAUUUUGUAUGAGGUACAAGACAAAUAAUUUUGAAUGUGUCAAUUAGGGAUCCAUUUCAUCAAGAAUUAUGGGAGCAGUUUUAGGAAAAAUAUCCUAUGUACACUCCUAGGAAUCUUGAUGGAAUGGCCACCGGAUCUUUGGCUACAGAUGAUAGUGCUUGCUGAACAUAGACCAAAACCAACAUUGUACACUCAAUUGAAUAUAAAGUCCUGUUAAGAGUAAUGGUUAUUGUAUAUGUUCAUUUUAAAAUGCAUAUAAAUAUAUUAGUUUCCCCAUAUACAUUUUCAUUAACAUUAUGAAGUUUUUUUUUGUUGUUCCAUAUUGUACAUUCAUUAUAGAGUUCAUCAAUAAAAUAAAAAAAUAUC